This is a messenger RNA of Prorocentrum cordatum, 603 nucleotides long. The record is from the annotation of a GenBank genome assembly. NCBI's taxonomy places the organism in Eukaryota, Dinophyceae, Prorocentrales, Prorocentraceae.
CCAGCGCCGAUCCCAGAAACCCGCGCGAGCGUCCGAGAGCUGAUGCCCGAGCCGUGUUCUGCUCCUCCAGAGACGCAGUGCUCCUCCCGGGCGGCGCUGGAGGCGGCGCCUCCGAUGCCGAUCCCUCCCCAGCCGCCCCCGGCGGACAUCGACGAGGCGCAGCGGCCGCCAGCCGGCACCGUCGCGGGCAGGUGGCGCACGUCCGAGGCGGCGGCAGGGGAGCCCAGUGGCGCCCUGUUCUGCCUGGAGGCCCACGGGGAGCGCGCGCGCGAGGACCUGCCCGCGGAGGCGCGGCAGCUCUUCUUCUGCGGCGACGCUGACGCGGCUUGCCUGCCGAGCCUGCGCGUGGGCCGGCACUACCAGCGCGGCUUCUGGCAGCGGGUCAUCCAGCCAGCGUUCCUGGCGAGCAGCGGGUGGGCCGCCACGCUGGCCGUGGACCACUUCGAGAUCCGCGCGCUCCGCCGCAGCAAGCCCGCCUCCAGCGAGCCGCCCGUCUGGCACUUUCGCCUGCGGGUGGUCGGGCCGUUGGGCGUGGCGCUGAACUACGGCUCCCCCUGCAGCAGCGGCGACGAGGAGGUGGAGCUCGGCCCCACGACACGCUGA